Molecule: messenger RNA, 288 nt
Organism: Penicillium cataractarum
Lineage: Eukaryota; Fungi; Ascomycota; Eurotiomycetes; Eurotiales; Aspergillaceae
Exons: 2
Coding region: 1-288 (95 amino acids)
Source: RefSeq, a predicted model, not a curated record
AUGACAUUCUUGGCUACCGAGACAAAAAAGAAAACCGACAAGGACGUGAUUCGAACACGCGCGGCCGAAACCAUCCGCUUAGCAGGCGAACCCCUUAACCGCUCGGGCACCUUGUCAUUCUACGAAGAAAUUAUUCUAAAGGGUAUUAUUGCGACGGAGUGCUUUGCCGGAUUUCAUAGUUCGAAAACCCAAAAACAACACGACAAGGACGUGAUUCGAACACGCGCGGCCGAAGCCAUCCGCUUAGCAGGCGAACCCCUUAACCGCUCGGGCACCUUGCCUUUAUGA